Messenger RNA from Ochotona princeps (American pika), 2752 nucleotides. It is a transcript of the gene FLVCR1, whose product is annotated as FLVCR choline and heme transporter 1. Gene Ontology annotation, biological process: heme export; mitochondrial transport; transmembrane transport. Gene Ontology annotation, molecular function: heme transmembrane transporter activity; heme binding. Lineage: Eukaryota; Metazoa; Chordata; Mammalia; Lagomorpha; Ochotonidae. The coding region runs from base 301 to 1968 and encodes 555 amino acids. The transcript has 10 exons. Gene Ontology annotation, cellular component: mitochondrion; membrane. The record is from RefSeq and is a predicted model, not a curated record.
CACCAGGAAGCUCCCUGACGCGCCAGACGGAGACUUCCGCUGAUUGGCCAUGGCGGUCAUAGCUCACCACGUAGCGCUCCCGGGGUGGGGCCUCACCCUGAGUGAAGUCUGCCGCCGGCUCUAGGGUAGAAGGUCUUCACCAGAUCGCCUGCGCCCGCGCCACCUGGGAAGGUAGCAGAACGGCGGACCGAGGGAGUGGGGCUGGAGCCCUGAGGGGUAAAGGGACUUGGGUUCUGGACCGCGACUGCAGAGCUGAAGGGGCGGAAGGGGACACCACGAGGCGUCAGGGAGCCCGGGGACAUGGCGCGGGGGGACGGGGAGGUGGGGUCGCCGAUGGCGCCCGGGCACACGCUGCCGAAUGGAUUCCUCCCGGUGCCGCAAGAAGCACCCCCCGGGGAGAACUUGGAGCAGCAGAAUGGGUCCAAAGACGGCUGCCUGCUGCUUAACGGGGUCUCCCAGGACAGCCCCGCAGCCGCUUUGGGAGGGCCGCAGACUCUGCUGGUCCCAGAAGAGGAGACUCAGGCCCGGCUGCUGCCCAUCGACGCUGGCUCGGAGACCCCGGGGGCAGAGGGCGCGGCGCUGCUCCGGACUGCACUCUCCUCGCGACGCUUUGUGGUGCUGCUGAUCUUCAGCCUCUACUCGCUGGUGAACGCCUUUCAGUGGAUCCAGUACAGCAUCAUCAGCAACGUCUUCAAGAACUUCUACCAAGUCUCGCUGCUGCACAUUGACUGGCUGUCCAUGGUGUACAUGCUGGCUUACGUGCCCCUCAUCUUCCCAGCCACCUGGCUGCUGGACAUCAAAGGCCUGCGGUUCACCGCGCUGCUGGGCUCAGGCCUCAACUGCCUAGGCGCCUGGGUCAAGUGUGGCAGCUUGCAGCGGCACCUCUUCUGGGUCACCAUGCUGGGCCAAUGUCUUUGCUCCGUGGCCCAGGUGUUUAUCCUGGGUUUGCCUUCCCGCAUCGCCUCAGUGUGGUUUGGGCCCAAGGAGGUGUCCACAGCCUGUGCUACAGCCGUGUUGGGCAAUCAGCUUGGAACUGCAGUUGGCUUUUUGCUACCACCGGUUUUAGUGCCCAACACAAACGGUACCAGUCUGGCUUCUAAUAUCAGCACCAUGUUUUAUGGAACAUCAGUUGUUGCUACCCUUUUAUUUAUUCUGACAGCCAUUGUAUUCAAGGAGAAACCUCAGUACCCACCAAGCCAGGCUCAAGCAGCUCUUUGGGCUAGUCCGCCUGAAGACUACUCCUACAAGAAGUCUAUAAGAAAUCUAUUUAAAAAUAAAGCUUUUGUUCUUCUAUUGAUAAGCUAUGGUAUCAUGACUGGAGCAUUUUAUUCAAUCUCAACAUUAUUAAAUCAAAUGAUAUUGACAGAUUACCCGGGAGAAGAGGUGAACGCUGGCAGGAUUGGGCUCACUCUGGUGGUGGCCGGCAUGCUGGGCUCUAUCCUCUGUGGCCUGUGGCUGGAUUAUACCAAAGCAUACAAACAGACUACUCUUAUAGUUUACAUUUUGUCUUUCUUGGGAAUGGUUGUAUUUACUUUCACGUUGGACCUUGGAAGGAAGAUGAACAUCGAAAAUAACAUUAUCAUCCUGUUUGUUACUGGAGGGAUACUUGGUUUCUUCAUGACUGGCUACCUGCCCUUGGGCUUUGAAUUUGCUGUUGAAAUCACUUACCCCGAAUCAGAAGGCACGUCUUCUGGUCUCCUGAAUGCCUCUGCACAGGUAUUUGGAAUUUUUUUCACAUUGGUUCAAGGAAAGCUCACAUCAGACUACACCCCAAGGGAAGGGAACAUUUUCCUCUGUGUUUGGAUGUUUGCUGGCAUCAUUUUAACAGCACUCAUCAAGUCUGACCUGCGAAGACACAACAUAAACAGAGGAGUUACAAAUGCUGAUAUUAAAGCUGUGCCAAUGGACAGUCCUGUGGAUCAAGAGCCACAAAUUGCAUUGUCCAAGCAGUCAAACUCAUCACUUUGAGAUGAAAGGAGAAGUCCCUCUCCUGCAGUCACUGGGAUAGUGUGUGUUGACCGUGGAGAGCCAGACGGGCGAGGAGGCUGGGUUUAUAGGUGGUAGAGAACACACACAUACUUGGAAAUACUGUAUACACUCAAAAUGCACAACUGUCAGUUUGCUUUAUUGUUUGAAGCAAUAUUUUUGCCCGAAAUACUUUGCUGAGAAUCACACGAACACUACCAUCUCCCCGACUGUGCCCCAUUUCCAGCCGUUUGUUGUGUCUGAAAGUGAGCCCCUUGACAUUUGCGUCAUAAACACGGGUGCUUACUUUUGCGUUACAAAAUGGAAGUUUAGAAGACUUUCCCAAAUGAUACUAUGGAAGUCCAGUCUAGCAAGACCCACUGAAGUACAUUCAGUUUAGACAUAAAACUAUGCAGCGGGAGCACUGUGCCAGUGCUGGGCACUGGCCAGCUUGGUGUUCACCGUCAGUACCGUCCAUCUGAUGUCCCAGCAUGAUGCUGCCACUGCACCUGAGGACAGAAUUGGGAUUGGGCUUCCAGAUGACAUCUCAGAUUUGUUUGUCCCCAUCUCUUGUACUCCUGUGCCAGGUACUUUCAAUGGACCACAAAUAUUCUGGAUGUAGUUUCCACCCAUGAGCCCGGUUUUAGGAUUGUGUUCUCUUUAAGCUGAGGAGCCCAGACACAAGCACAGUAUCUUGAGUUCUUAUUGCUUCCAGUUGCGGAUAAAUGCCUAACCUAUAUUUUUUCAGUCCAACUUGAAAUGGGAUAGUUUUAUAUGUGUUGCUUUU